AUGUUUCUAAUGAUGAGGAUUUUAAAUAGUAGGGAUUCAAUGAUCCAGCUCAGUCCUCUUUUAAAAAGAGUUUUUUUUCCGUUAGUUUUAUCAAAACCAAAUUUGCAAUCAUACAAUUUUUCCCUUACUUUCAGUUUAAUGUUUCAUUUAGAAACAAAAGUAAAUGCAUGUUUUAUUCUCAAAUCGCGUGAACGAAAAAUAUACGGAUGUGUUGAAGAUCAUCGAUUUGGUCCUACAAAUACUACCACUACUUUAUUUUAUUUAGAAAAGUUUGUACAGAAAAUUGAGUUAGAUAUUAUGGUCUUUUUUAAACCUGAGCAUUUAAAGAGCACCUUAAAGCCAGCGCGUCCGCCUAAGAAAUCAGUGGAAAUGAACGCAGCGAACAGCUUGCCAACAGUAACAUUCAAUUCCCUUCCUGAUGAUUUGGUAACUUGUAGCUGUGAUAACUGUGUGUCGUUCAUGUCCAUAUUCCCACUUUCAGAAUUUUUUUUUCUUGUUAAAUACAGACGUCACACAGAGUUUUCAGCAAUAAUUCCCUUAAAAGCACAAAGUUUACCUAAAAAGUCUAACAAGAAGGAUGAAAGAGCAUCUGAUGCGUUGGAAUGA
Messenger RNA from Echinococcus granulosus, 606 nucleotides. RefSeq lists its product as hypothetical. The record is from RefSeq and is a predicted model, not a curated record. Bases 1 to 606 code for a protein of 201 amino acids. Lineage: Eukaryota; Metazoa; Platyhelminthes; Cestoda; Cyclophyllidea; Taeniidae. The transcript has 3 exons.